Messenger RNA from Psilocybe cubensis, 504 nucleotides. RefSeq lists its product as uncharacterized. The transcript is spliced from 3 exons. The record is from RefSeq and is a predicted model, not a curated record. Bases 1 to 504 code for a protein of 167 amino acids. Lineage: Eukaryota; Fungi; Basidiomycota; Agaricomycetes; Agaricales; Agrocybaceae.
AUGGAUUACCGAAACGCGUUUUUCUGGUAUCAGUACGACCCCACAAAGUGGUUCAUAGCGUUCUGUGGAAAGGUCGGAUUAGCAAGCCACUUACGUGUCUUCCCAAGCAACGAGAUAGCUAAAAGCCAAUUGGCUAUGAAGCUAAAAGAACUCAAACGUACUCAAGAUUCUCUCAAGUGGCCCACCCCAAACGAAGAGUUACCAGUGGUGUCCUGGGAUACAUUCCAGGAAGAAGCUCAAUCGAGGCCUUUGAUUCUCGUUGCUGGUUAUAUUCAUGACGUUUCUCGCUUUAUUGAUCAGCAUCCGGGUGGGAGACAUCACCUCGAAAACAACUCUGGAAAAGAGAUGACUGCCUCGUUUUAUGGAGGAAUCUAUAGGCACUCUCGUGCAGCCCAUAAUCUUUUAGCAAUGAUGAGAGUAGGAAUUCUAGACUGUGGUGUCGAAACACCUAAAAUCCCUGUAGCUAUAACACGCCGGCUAAACAUAUCUGAGCAAGAUAUUUAA